AUGAACAGUAAUGUGAUAUUGGCACUUAUUUGUAUUUAUGGAGUUUUGAAAGAGUUUCGACCGGCUACGCCAUUUUUGACCGCAUUUUUGGUCUCGAAUGACAAGGGAUUCACAAAUGAACAGAUUUACAAACAGAUGUACCCCUUUUGGACAUAUUCUUAUUUGGUCGUUUUGGUAGGUAUUGUUUGCACGGUGCAAAGAGAGAAAUAGGGGUUUCACGGUGUAAACAGAAGAAAUAAUAGUUGCCCGGUGCAAAAAGAGAAAUAGAAGUUGCACGGUGCAAAAAGAAGUAACAAUGGUUGCACGAUGCAAAACAAAGUAAUAAUGAUUGCACGGUGCAAAAGAGAGAAAUAGAAGCUGGACGGUGCAAAAGAAAGUAGUAAGGGUUGCACGGUGCAAAAGAAGGUAAUAAUGGUUGCACGGUGCAAAAGGGAGAAAUAGGGGCUGCACGGUGCAAGAGAGAAAUAGAAGCUGCACGGUGCAAAAGAAAGUAGUAAGGGUUGCACGGUGCAAAAAGAAGUAAUAAUGGUUGCACGGUGCAAAAAAAUCGGGCCCUCUUCUUGUUUUGCACGGCUGAAUCACGUGAAAAACAUGAGAGCGCGCAAACUGUUUUGCACUGUGCAGUUGGAUUUCCAUUUAUUUUGCACUGUGCAGCCCACUUUCUAUUGAUUUUGCACGGUGCAGUCAACUUUCUAUUUAUUUUGCACGGUGCAUUCCGCUUUUUACUUUGGUAGUAAUUUUAACAUAUAAAAAUUGGUUUUUUAACUUAAUUUUAGCCAAAACUUACAAUAUUGUCAGAUUCCAGUGUUUGCCCUAACCGACCGGUUGAGAUACAAACCAGUUGUGGUGUUGGAAGCGCUGUCUUUAACGACAACAUGGGUAUUACUUUGCUUUGGUCGUACUGUACUUCAGAUGCAGAUAAUGCAAAUUGUUUUUGGUGAGCUAGUUUUGUAAAGAAAGUUCUUGCAGUUUUUAAAAAUAUCUUUUGUAAAGAAAGUUAUUGCGGUUUUUCGUAAAAAUAUGUUUUGUAAAGAAAGUUAUUGCGGUUUUUUUUUAUAAAAUACGUUUUGUAAAAAAAGUUAUUGCAGUAUUUUGAUAAAAUACGUUUUGUAAAGAAAGUUCUUGCGGUUUUUCAUAAAAAUAUGACUUGUAAACAAAGUUCUUGUGGUUUUCCGUAAAAAUUAUGUUUUGUAAAGAAAGUUCUUGCAGUUUUUAAGUUUUGAUCUUUCAGGAAUCGCCUCAGGGUCUAGAAUCGCCUACUUUUCGUAUAUUUAUGCAGUUGUGGACAAAAGUCAGUAUAAAAAGGCAACGUCCUACAUCAGAAGUUCGGCUUUGAUUGGAAAGUUCUUGGCCUUUCUUACUGCUCAAAUAUUGAUAUCGACCAGUGUGGCAGAUUAUUUGAUUUUGAAUUAUGUGAGUUUUUAAAAUUGCAGUUUUGACUAUUUUUUGAAAUUUAAAAUAAAUUUUGGCUUCCACUCAUCUUAUACUAACCUUGAACUCUCUUCUCACCCCUCUGCCCUCUUCAUUUUACUCUGUCUAACCCUAGCUGCACCUUAUUUUUUCCAACAGUAAAGGUUUUGCACCGUGCAGGUUAAGUUAAAAGCGUUUGCACAGUGCAGAUUCUAUUGAAAGCGUUUGCACGGUGCAAAAUGAACGAAUUUUGACUGCACUGUGCAAAACAAUAUUUAAAAUUUUGCACGGUGCAAGUAUGCAAAUGUAACCUUUUAAAAAACUUCAAGAACUUUCUUUCCAAAGCCUAAUCUUUUAAAAAACUGCAGGAACUUUGUUUCCAGACCACAAAAAAGCCAAUUCUAAUACACCAAGGUCAAAAAUUUUGACAAUUUUAAAUAUUUUAGGUAACAUUAUCCACAGUGUCUCUGGCGCUCUUACUUACCUUAUUUUUGCCAUCUGUAGACCACCCGAAGAUGGCGAAUCGAAUCUCGGCUGAAGAUGAAGGCCAACAACAAAGUAGUGGUAUGCUGACAGAGACGUCAGAACUACAACAAAAAAGCCGUCAUGAUGACAGGAAUAUCAUCAAAGUAAGGUUUUUUUGGGGUUUGCAAAAACUUUCUUUACAAAUUUUUUUUUGCAGAAACUUUCUUUACAAAUUUUUUUUGCAGAAACUUUCUUUACAAAAAUUGUCUUUAUCUAUUUUGUCUCAAGAGGGCUCAAAAUUAAUUGAACGGCCUAAUGAUUUAUGCCAUUUCAGUACAUCUGCUCGAAUCCGACAGUACUAACCUGGUCGAUUUGGUGGGCAUUUGCCUCUUGUGGAGCCUUUCAAGUGGCCAAUUACAUCCAAUCCUUGUGGGUACCAAUGCAAAAAGAAGGGCAAUUUGUUGCCAAUGGGGUUGUCGAAUGUUUGAAUACACUUUUAUGUAGGUUUUGGAAAGAAAGUUCUUGCCAUUUUUUGAUUUAUAAAGAAAUUUCUUGCAAUUUCUCGCUUUGUAAACAAAGUUCUUGUGGUUUUAAAAAAAUUAACUUUUGGAAACAAAGUUUUUGCAUUUUUAAAAUUAAAAAACUUUGUGUUUUGCAGCCUGCGAGGGACAAGUUAUACGACGGAUGAUUUUUUUGGGUUUUGUAAAGAAAGUUUUUGCAAUUCAAAAAAAACUGUUUUGUAAAGAAAGUUCUUGCCAUUUUUGUUUUGUAAAGAAAGUUCUUGCCAUUUUUUGUUUUGUAAAGAAAGUUCUUGCCAUUUUUAUUAAAAAACCUUUACUUUAGGUACCUUACUGACAUUUUCAUUGCAAUACACAAAGUUCAACUGGACUAAAUAUUCCAAACUGGUCUUCCUAACCUCGUCCUUUACAUCAACAUUACUCCUCUAUGGAAUGGCCUCAUCUACCCGAAUAUGGACGUCGUAUCUCCUGUACAUAGUCAACUCCUCCAUAUACCAAAUGCUAAUGACAGCCGCCAGCAACACCAUCGCUAGCCACAUACCAAGCCAAAAGUUUAGUCAAAUUUUUGGCUUCAAUACCUUUUUGGCGCUCUUACUACAGUCAAUAUUGACGUAUGUUGUGAAUACGGUCAUGGACAUGGAGAUACGAGCACAAUUCUACGUUUACAGUACCUACUUUGCUUGUGUUUUCAUUGGUUUCGGCACUUACUGUACUGUAGACAAAGUUUUUGAGGUUUUGAGAAAAUAA
Molecule: messenger RNA, 3140 nt
Organism: Bursaphelenchus okinawaensis
Lineage: Eukaryota; Metazoa; Nematoda; Chromadorea; Rhabditida; Aphelenchoididae
Source: the annotation of a GenBank genome assembly